UUUCUUUUUCUUUUAAUUUUACAAUACAACUUAACCAAGUGCUGAGCCGGAUUUUCUGACUCCGGUUCUCGAUGAAAGUUUAAGACCCAUCCCACAGAUUUCUUCUUGUUUAAAAAAAAAAACACCAAUUUUUGUUCUUGCCCAUAAAUAAAAAACCAGAACAAUUUAAACCCAGACAGCCACACUGCCGAUGCCCUGAUUGUUCCCCCAAUUCCUAUCCUAAUCCUAUGGCUACAGUUGAUAAAUACAACGUCGAGUCUGCUGAAAUUCUCGCCAACAGUGCCUUGCAUUUGCCAAUUUCACAGGCCACGCCAAUUUAUGAGCAACUCUUGUCAAUCUUUCCCACCGCUGCAAAAUAUUGGAGGCAAUAUGUGGAGGCACAGAUGGCAGUAAACAACGAUGAUGCUACCAAGCAAAUAUUUAGUCGCUGUUUGUUGAACUGUCUUCAAGUUCCUCUUUGGCGCUGUUAUAUUCGAUUCAUCAGGAAGGUCAAUGACAAGAAAGGUGUAGAGGGUCAGGAAGAGACUAGAAAGGCAUUUGAUUUUAUGCUUAGCUAUGUUGCAUCUGGGCCUGUAUGGAUGGAGUAUAUUGCAUUUUUAAAGUCACUGCCGGCUGCAAGCACUCAGGAAGAGUCACAGCGAAUGACUUCUGUGCGGAAAGCUUACCAGAAAGCUAUUGUUACUCCGACCCAUCACAUUGAACAGCUAUGGAAGGAUUAUGAGAAUUUUGAAAAUUCUGUUAGCCGCCAGCUGGCCAAAGGACUUCUGUCUGAAUAUCAACCAAAAUAUAACAGUGCAAGGGCUGUAUAUAGGGAACGGAAGAAAUACGUGGAUGAAAUUGAUUGGAAUAUGCUUGCUGUACCUCCAACUGACUCUUGCAAGGAAGAAAUGCAAUGGAUGGCAUGGAAGAGGCUUUUAGCCUUUGAGAAAGGAAAUCCUCAAAGGAUAGACAGUGCCUCCUCCAAUAAGCGAAUUAUAUUUACUUAUGAACAGUGUCUAAUGUAUUUAUACCAUUAUCCUGAUAUAUGGUAUGACUAUGCUUCAUGGCAUGCAAAAACUGGCUCCAUGGAUGCUGCAAUCAAGGUAUUUCAGCGAGCACUGAAGGCUCUUCCUGAUUCAGAAAUGCUAAAGUAUGCAUAUGCAGAGCUAGAAGAAUCUCGUGGAGCAAUCCAAUCUGCAAAGAAAUUAUAUGAAAGCCUUUUGGGGGAUGGUGCUGAAACUACAGCACUAGCACAUAUACAAUUUAUCCGCUUUCUAAGAAGGAAUGAAGGUGUUGAAGCAGCCCGCAAGUAUUUCCUAGAUGCUCGCAAAUCACCUAGUUGCCCAUACCAUGUUUAUGUUGCAUAUGCAUUGAUGGCCUUUUGUCUUGACAAGGACCCAAAGGUUGCUCACAAUGUUUUUGAAGCCGGAUUGAAACAUUUUAUGCAUGAGCCUGUAUACAUCCUAGAAUAUGCAGAUUUUUUGUCAUGUUUGAAUGAUGACAGAAACAUCCGGGCAUUAUUUGAGCGAGCAUUAAGCUCACUACCACAAGAAGAAUCUAUUGAGGUCUGGAAACGGUUCACCCAAUUUGAGAAAACAUAUGGUGAUCUAACUAGCAUGUUGAAGGUUGAGCAAAGACGGAAAGAAGCUCUCUCUGGAACAAGUGAAGAGGCUGCUUCUGCAUUGGAGAGUUCUCUACAAGAAGUUGUAUCACGCUACAGUUUCAAGGAUCUCUGGCCCUGUUCCUCCAAGGAUCUUGACCAUUUGUCGCGGCAAGAGUGGCUUGCUAAAAACAUUGGUAAGAAAGUGGAGAAGUCAGCUCUCUCUAAUGGAUCUGCAACUAUUGAUAAGAGUCCAUCAGUACCAACAAGCAAUUCAACUUCUUCUCUUAAAGUCCAUCAUCCAGAUACAUCUCAAAUGGUGAUUUAUGAUCCAAAGCAACAUCCUGGAGCUGCAGUUCCUCCAAACACAACAGCUCCUGCAAUUCUUGCUGCUUCCAACCUGUCAAAUCCCAUGGUUAUGGUAUCAGGUGCUGCUUCCAACCCCUUGUCAAAUUCCACAGUUGCCAUGGCGGACGGUGGAUCUGCCAAUGCAUUUCAUGAAGUACUGAAAGGAACACCACCUGCUUUGCUAGCAUUUUUGACAAGCUUGCCUGCUCUUGAGGGUCCAACCCCAAAUGUAGACAUUGUGUUGUCCAUUUGUUUGCAAAAUGACUUACCAACCGACCAGGCUAAAAAAUCAACUACCAUCCCAUCUCAAAGGACUACAGGUCCUGCUCCUACCACAAGUGAUCUUUCUGGUUCAAGCAAGUCCCAUCCCAUCCCUAGUAGCUCAUCUUUCAGACCGCGGGACAGGCAACUUGGAAAAAGAAAGGAUCUAGACAGGCAAGAGGAGGAUGAAACGACAACAGUUCAAAGCCAACCACUGCCUAGAGAUGUUUUCAGGAUACGACAGAUUCAGAAAGCCCGAGGAGGAUCUGCGUCACAGACUGGAUCAGUAUCUUAUGGAAGUGCUCUUUCUGGGGAUCUCUCCGGCAGUACUUGUUAACCCAUUCUCAGCUCCUUUGGGAAAUGUUUGGAUAGCUCAGUAAAUGCAUUUUCUCCCUACAAUUUUCAUUUUCUUAUUAAUCCUAUCUCUCUCAGUAUAGAAUAGGUUAAAUUUUGCAGAUCAUCAUGUUAUUGCAUGAAAAUUCGAUUUUAGUUUUUAUAUUAUAAUUUAUCAAAAUUGACUUUAUUUUUUGAAAUUUUAAAGAAUUAAUUUUCCUUCACUAUAUGUGUUGACGUAUAUGGUGAUUUGCUGAUAUGACAUUAACAUUAUAAACGUAGUAGUAUCAGAAAUUCUUUUAGAGCAGUUGAAGAUGUGAAAUUUUUUGUUGGCCAGUAGGGAUAUUUUACUUUAUCUUCUCUGUGAAAGUCCUUUGUCACCAGUCCCUCUCUGUCUAGAAUUCAUUCACCUGUUAAAUUCAAAAAUUUACAAAGCAAAAUUAACAUUUAAAAAAAAAAUUGCCCCAUUCAAAAGUCAUUG
Molecule: messenger RNA, 3002 nt
Organism: Durio zibethinus
Lineage: Eukaryota; Viridiplantae; Streptophyta; Magnoliopsida; Malvales; Malvaceae
Gene: CSTF77
Product: Tetratricopeptide repeat (TPR)-like superfamily protein
Biological process (GO): mRNA 3'-end processing
Cellular component (GO): nucleus
Molecular function (GO): protein binding; mRNA binding
Source: RefSeq, a predicted model, not a curated record